AUGGCAGCAGUAGACAAAGACGUGGCGGAGAAGUUUCUGGACAGCAACCCUGCCUUCGCCAAGGAGUACUACGACUCCAAAUUCCGGCCGAAGGUCAUCUCGGAUCUUCUAGGGAGCAGAAGAUCGGAGGUGGACAGUCGCGAGUUCCACAACCUGACCAGUGUGGAGGAGAGCGAGAUCAUGUUCGACCUGGUGCGGGACCUCCAGGAGAACCUGCAGAUGGAGCGGGCCAUCUUCAACCUGAUGCGACACCUGAGCUUCAUGAUGCGGGCGGACCGCAUGAGUCUCUUCAUGUACCGCAUGAGGAACGGCACAGCCGAGCUGGCCACGCGCCUCUUCAAUGUGCACAAGGACGCCACGCUCGACGAGUGCCUGGUGCAGCCCGACAGCGAGAUCGUCUACCCGCUGGACACUGGAAUCGUGGGCCACGUGGCCAGUACCAAGAAGACCAUCAAUGUACCUGAUGUAACGCAGAAUGCCAACUUUAGUGAUUUUGUGGACACUCUCACGGAAUAUGAGACCAAAAAUCUCCUGGCCACGCCCAUCAUGAAUGGCAAAGACAUGGUGGCUGUCAUCAUGGCUGUGAACAAGAUUGGGGGGACACACUUCACCAAACAAGAUGAGGAGACCCUGAUGAAGUAUAUCAAUUUUGCCAAUCUGGUACUGAGAGUCUUCCAUCUGAAUUACCUUCACAACUGUGAGACCAGAAGAGGGCAGGUGCUGCUGUGGUCUGCCAGCAAGGUGUUUGAGGAGCUGACCGACAUUGAGCGACAGUUCCACAAGGCCCUCUACACAGUUAGAGCUUUCCUCAACUGCGAGCGCUAUUCCGUUGGGCUCCUGGACAUGACCAAGACAAAGGAAUUCUUUGACCUCUGGCCAGUGUUGAUGGGGGAGGUUCCUCCAUAUGAUGGGCCUAAGACUCCGGAUGGCAGAGAAGUUAUAUUCUACAAAGUAAUUGACUAUAUAUUACAUGGAAAAGAGGACAUCAAAGUAAUUCCGAGCCCCCCAGCUGACCACUGGGCCUUGUGCAGUGGGCUGCCCACGUACGUGGCUGAGAAUGGACUGAUUUGCAACAUAAUGAACGCUGGGCAGGACGAUUUCUUUGAAUUCCAAAAAGGACCUCUGGAUGACUCAGGCUGGACCAUUAAGAAUGUACUGUCAUUGCCUAUCGUCAACAAGAAAGAAGAGAUUGUGGGCGUGGCCACCUUCUACAACAGGAAGGAUGGGAAGCCCUUUGAUGACAUGGAUGAAACACUCAUGGAGUCUCUGACGCAGUUCCUUGGCUGGUCGGUGCUGAACACGGACACCUAUGAUAAGAUGAACAAGCUGGAAAAUCGCAAGGACAUCUUCCAGGACAUGGUCCUCUAUCAUGUCAAGUGCAGGAAAGAUGAGAUUCAGAACAUUCUGAAUACCAGAGAGUGCUACGACAAGGAGCCCAAUGAGUGCGAUGAAGACGAACUUGAAGACAUCUUGGAAGAACAGCUCCUAGAUUCAGAAGAGACAGAGAUCUUUGAGUUCCACUUCUGUGACUUUGAGUUCACAGAGCUGGACCUGGUCAAGUGUGGAAUCAAGAUGUACUAUGAACUGGGUGUGGUGGACAAGUUCCAUAUCCCAAGAGAGACACUGGUGAGGUUCAUGUACUCCCUCAGUAAGGGCUACAGGAAGAUCACCUACCACAACUGGAGGCACGGCUUCAACGUGGGCCAGACCAUGUUCACUCUGCUCAUGACAGGUGACCUGAAGCGUUACUACACUGACCUGGAGGCCAUGGCCAUGGUUACUGCUGGUUUCUGCCAUGACAUUGACCACCGAGGAACAAAUAACCUCUACCAGAUGAAAUCCGGAAACCCCCUGGCCAAACUCCAUGGCUCCUCCAUCUUAGAGAGACACCACCUGGAGUUUGGGAAAACAUUGCUGAGAGAUGAAGACUUAAACAUUUACCAGAAUCUGAACAGACGACAGCAUGAGCAUGUCAUCCGUCUGAUGGACAUCGCCAUCAUUGCAACUGACUUGGCUCUAUAUUUCAAGAAAAGAACCAUGUUCCAGAAGAUUGUGGACCUGUCCAAAACCUAUGAUGAUUGGGAUGCAUGGACCAAGUUCAUGAUGCUUGAGACCACCCGAAAGGAGAUAGUCAUGGCAAUGAUGAUGACCGCAUGCGACUUGUCUGCUAUUGCCAAACCCUGGGAGAUCCAGAGCAAGGUGGCGCUGUCUGUAGCAGCGGAGUUCUGGGAACAGGGUGACCUGGAGAGGACUGUUCUGGAGCAACAGCCCAUUCCCAUGAUGGACCGGAACAAAGCGGCUGAUCUUCCCAAGCUGCAGUGCGGUUUCAUCGAUUUUGUCUGCGCAUUUGUGUACAAGGAGUUCUCCCGUUUCCAUGUGGAGAUCACCCCCAUGUUAGAGCGCCUGCUGAACAACAGGAAGGAGUGGAAUGCACUUAAGGAGGUGCACGAAGCCAAGAUGGCCGCCCUAGAGGGGGCCAAGCCACAGAAGGCAGAGGCUGCUGCACCAGCCGCGGCAGCCAAGGCGGCAAACCACGCCCCAAGUCAGCCCCAGUCCAAGACCUGUGUCAUCAACUAGAUGGAAGGAGCCAGGGCGCUUCAUUAGUCUAAGAACAAGAAGUGUGCUUGCCUCACAAGUCUUUUCACCAAACCUUUCAUUAGCUAUCUCACUUUUGCGGACCUUCAGAUCUCUUAGGCAAGGAUAAAGCUCAAAUAUUUUACGGAGUAAUUGAUGCAUAUUAGAAAAAAAGGAGCACUGAGUGUAAUUCUGAGAGUAAAAGUGUUCAAGUGAUUUGCUGGCAGAUAUUAUGACUGUACAAAUUACUGUACAAAGUACAGUCAUAGUAUAUCAUUUUGUUUCUUGUUUUGUGUUAUAGCCUAUAUUUGAAAUUCAUGGCUUGAAAUUUCUUACCAUCCCAUAGGUUAUCAGAUGUCAAAUUACGUGUCAGAUAAUACACAUGACAGGGAAGUAUGGCUAUAUGGGUGUUUACAGUUUGGCAUGUCUUGAAUUCUAAAGAUACAUUUAGGGUAUCAUUCAAUCUGAAAAAUAAAAUAUUUUACUAAAAUGCA
This is a messenger RNA of Conger conger (European conger), 3068 nucleotides long. It is a transcript of the gene pde6a, whose product is annotated as phosphodiesterase 6A, cGMP-specific, rod, alpha. Lineage: Eukaryota; Metazoa; Chordata; Actinopteri; Anguilliformes; Congridae. The coding region runs from base 1 to 2577 and encodes 858 amino acids. The transcript has 22 exons. Gene Ontology annotation, biological process: signal transduction. Gene Ontology annotation, molecular function: 3',5'-cyclic-nucleotide phosphodiesterase activity; protein binding. The record is from RefSeq and is a predicted model, not a curated record.